Myxocyprinus asiaticus (Chinese sucker) is the source of this 3313-nucleotide messenger RNA. Its product is annotated as outer dense fiber protein 2-like. Lineage: Eukaryota; Metazoa; Chordata; Actinopteri; Cypriniformes; Catostomidae. Gene Ontology annotation, cellular component: centrosome. The record is from RefSeq and is a predicted model, not a curated record. The coding region runs from base 854 to 3313 and encodes 819 amino acids. Gene Ontology annotation, biological process: regulation of cilium assembly. The transcript has 19 exons.
UGGAUACAUGUCAGAACAGUUUGACCAUUGUAUGAAUACUCUUGACAAUUAAAUAAUAGAAAACAAGUCAUACAUACAUUGUAGUUUCCAAAGUAUCAGAUAUUGUUUUCUGAUUUAGUGUUCAGUGGUUUUAAAAGCAUAGAUACCAUGAAACCCCUGGUUUAAACAAAUGUUUUAAGUAAAUUUGCAUGACCAUAAUGUGUCUGAACAUUUUACUUUUAUAAUUCCCAUUAUUCUGAAUGGUAAUUCUCGUUAAAACUCGUGUUGUUUAAAGUCAUACUGGUAAAGUGAGUAAAAAAUAUUUUACCAACACGGUAAAAUCUUUAUAUGCACAAAACUAUUUUCAAAAUUAACAAAUUACCCUAUUCAAAUUCAAGAUCACAUCAUCACACACGGUUGGAGCGCUGAUUAUUAUUAUUAUUAUUAUUAUUAUUUAUAUAAAAAAAAAAAAGAAUUUUCAAAUGUUUUGUAGAGACGUUAUGGGAGAAGUAGCGGAGAUGAGCGCGAGCCGGAGCGAGUUUUUAUUAUAAUUAUUAUUAUUUUACUGGAUAUUUCGAACCUGAGGGAGGUUCAAGAUCGUCCUGAACAUAACAACGCGUCGUUACCUUAGAAACAGAAUACGCUUCAUUUCAUUGGGUGUUAAACACACUUCUGAAAUAUUUUCGCUGAAGUUUCGAAUCAGCCAAUGAGAUGCGAUAUAAAAGUUUGAGGGCGGGACUUGUGCCGUCAGACGCGUCUCUGAUUGGAGGCUAUUGUUGUCCAUGCGAGAGUCUACCGGGUAUUGCAAACAACAUUUCACAGGGGACGCAACGCUGUUUUGAGACUCCAGGUCCAGUCCCAUUGAAUUGAAGGGAUGAAAACACGGUCGUCAUCUCCACCCGUCCACGUUCAUGUCCCUGACUCAACAUCUGUACAUGUCCACCUGAAGAAAAGUUCACAGAAGUGUCCAGCAGUGCCACCCAGCCAGCAAGGUAAAGGGAGCCAUUUACGAUCCACUGCCAGUGUGAAGGUACGAGCUCCCUGGGUUCCUCCUGGAAAGGCAUCUAGACGAAGGGAAUACAAGUGGGAGGGGGCGACACGCUGUUUGGAGAUCACACCAGGACCGGCCACUGACCCUUCUUCGCCUCCUCUGAGGCUCACUGAUUUGUCCAGCGAAGAGGAUGAUGCAAGAGGAGUAAUUGCCAACAUCCCCAAAUAUGAGCGAAAGAUUGAAAAUCUUAUGUCAGAGGUUGAAUCUAUGAGAAGUGAGGUAAAGCUACGGCAAACAGAGGACCAGUUGAAGCACCAGUCACAGCAGUUGAGUGCCUGUCACCGUUUGAUUGACCAACAUGAUGAAAAACUAGAGGAAGCCAAUAAGGACUUGAGGAGGUCAAAGCAUGAGAAUUCUGAUUUCCGGAGCACUGUAGAUGGGGCGCAUGGCGAGCCUGGUCAAUUAAGGUCAGAAACAGAACCUCCGCACCAGGAGAUAGAAACGCUGCUUAGGAAACUGGUGGAGGCUGAGAUAGACGGCCAAGCCGCAGUCAAACAAGUGGUGGAUCUCAGGGAAACCAUGGGCAAACUUAGGAAGGACAAAAAACAGUCAAAGAUGUACUCUGAUCAGCUGGGUCGGCAACAUGAGCUACUAGAGCAGAAGUUUAACACCUUUGAAGAGACAAACCGCACUCUCCGACGACUUCUGAGGGUGCAGCAUGGACAGGAGACAGAUGCGCUGCGGAUGUCUGAUGAGAGGGAGAUACUAAUGAGGAAACUAGCUGAUUCUGAGGCUAAAAAAAGGAAACUUGAGGCUAAACUCAACAACAAGGAAAGGGAGGCCAAUCAGCUAGCUGACAAUUUGGAAACCGAAAAGGACCAUCUGAGAGGCACCGGAGAGCUUUCCAAGGUUCUUGAAUCCACCCGUAGUCGUCUCCAGAACCAGCUGCACAAGAAAGAGGCUGAAAAUAACCAGCUGGAGACUCAGAUCCAUAGGCUGGAGAGCACGGUGCAGCAACAGCAGGUGGAGAUUCAGGGUCUGCUGGAGCAGAUGAGAGAGUUGAAGCAGCACUGUGAAGGGGACAGAGACAUCCACAACCAGGUCUUGGAGGACCAGAGAAAACGGGCUGAACAAAGUGUGAAUACAGCAGCCCAGCUCUCUACACAACUCCUGGAGAAGGCGACUCAGUUAGCGGAUGCUCUCUCUUCUGCUGAGGAGCUUAGGCAGCGUUACUCCAAACAGAACAGAGAGAAGAGCCAACUCGAGCUGGAGAUCACCACAUUAAACAAUCGGCUCAGUGAGUUGACUGAUCAGUUGCGCAGUUGUGAGGAGAAGUCCUGUGCUGAGAGAGAGGGGCUUCUCAGCCGUCUGCACUCCCUCACCUCAGAGACCACAUCAACCAAACUGGAGAACCAGAGACUCAAGACCACUCUGUCAACUACAGAAGACAGAUUGUCUUUGUUUCAGUCUGAGGUGAAACAGCUGAAGAUCUCUCUCAAAGACUUUGAGAGUCUGGUAGAGGGUUACAAGAGCCAGCUGCAAAAGACACGGCUGGAGUCUGAGGAAUACUCAUUGAGGCUGGAGCUGGCAGAGGCGGCGGCACGGAGUGACCGUGCAGAGGUGGAGAGAGAGUUGGAACAGGGCCGCAAGCAGCUCCAGGUGAGGCUGAAGGAGCUGGAGGUGCUGCAGGAUGCUCUGAAAUGCUCUGAGGAGCAGCUCAGGGAGGUCAGAGAGAACAUGCUCAUGCAGGACAGGAGAAAUGCAGAGCAGAACAGCACUCAUUCUGAACUCAGGAUCAAGAUGGAGCAGCAGAGUUGUCAAAUAGAGACUGUCCAAGAGAAGAACUUGUUUUUGCUUGAAGAAAACACUCAGCUGAAACACUCUCUGGAGAACAUGGAAAGGAAGUUGGAAGAGGUGAGCACUCAGAACAGGGAUAUGCUUCAGGUUAUUGCCAAGCGUGAAGAGACAAUCCACAACACACAGCUGCGUCUCGAGGAGAAGACGCAGGAGUGCGACUCCCUCUUCAGACAAGCAGAGCAAGCACAGAGACAGAUGGACCAGAGCCUAGAACGGAUGUUGUCCAAAGAACGGUCAGCUCAGUCCAAAAAGCUGGAUUUGGAGACCCAGUUGAGCCUGGCUAAAAAUGAGCUGGGUCAGCUACGCCGCAGCAAAGACGAUAUGGAGAAGCGAUUUCAGUGCAAACUUCAAGACAUGAAGAACCAGUUAGAGCAGAUGAACAGCACCAAUCGCAGCUUGCAGAACUAUGUUCACUACCUUAAGGCCUCAUACACUAAUGUAUUUGGAGACUCUGCACUCACAAGUUCACUGAACGUCCAUAUCUAA